AUCCCACAGAAGCCCAUGGGGUGCCCCAGACGGGCAGCACUGCUCCUGCCUUCCCUCCUGCUUCUCAUCGACCUCUCUGCCUCCACUGUCAGGACUGGCUCCCCUUACCUGCCCUGCUGGAGCACCCGCUGUCUGCUGGCCUCCCACAUGGAUGACAGUUUGUCUGGAAGCUCUGCCCAUACUCUUUGCCAUACCCGGUUGGCCCUCCUUCUCUCCACAAAGCCCUGGUGUGCUCAGGUCCAGCACUGUGCUUGGUAUUUGUGCCUCCGGGUGAUGUCAGAUCUUUCAGGCCUUCAGUGGGGCUGGUUCCACUUCCUGGUGCGGAAAUCCAAAAAGUCUUACAGGCUGAAGUUCUGUAGGGGACACAGGUUGCCAACAUCUGCCCAGAGGAAACUGCUGGGUAGCUGUUGCCUGUCUGAGAAGGAUAACAUCUCUGUCCCCUCCCCACACAUCCCUCACAAGGGGCUGCGCUCUAAAAGGACCCAACCUUCAGAUCCAGAGGAAAAGGAAGGUCUCCCGAAGCUGGUCUCACAGAGACAUAUAAGGCCGGAGUUCUCCUUUGAUUUGCUGCCUGAGGCACGAGUUGUUCGAGUGGCCAUUCCUCCAGGCCCUGAGGUCAGCGUGCGUCUUUGUCACCAGUGGGCACUUGAGUGUGAAGAGCUGAGCAGUCCCUUUGAUACUCAGGAAAUCGUAUCUGGGGGCCACACUGUAGACCUGUCUUAUGAAUUCCUUCUGCCCUGUCUGUGCAUAGAGGCAUCCUACCUGCAAGAGGACACUGUGAGGCACAAAAAAUGCCCCUUCCAGAGCUGGCCUGAAGCCUAUGGCUCGGACUUCUGGAAGUCAGUGCAUUUUACUGACUACAGCCAGCACAGUCAGAUGGUCAUGGCCCUGACACUCCGCUGCCCACUGAAGCUGGAGGCCUCCCUCUGCCAGAGGCAGGGCUGGCACGCCUUCUGUGAAGACCUCCCCAAUGCCACGGCUCGAGAGUCAGAGGGGUUGUAUGUGUUGGAGAAGGUGGACCUGCACCCCCACCUCUGCUUCAAGUUCUCUUUUGGCAACAGCAGCCACGUCGAAUGCCCCCACAGGACUGGUGAGCCAAUAACCCCAUCCUGGAAUGUGAGCAUGGACACCCAGGCCCAGCAGCUGAUCCUUCACUUAUCAUCGAGGACGCAUGCCACCUUCAGUGCUGCCUGGAGCCACCCAGGUGCAGGGCAGAACAGCUUGGUGCCCCCCGUGUACAGCGUCAGCCAGACCCAGGGCUCAAGCCCAGUGACACUAGACCUCAUCCUUCCCUCCCUGAGGCCAGGGAGCUGUGUCCUGGUGUGGCGGUCAGAUGUCCAGUUUGCCUGGAAACACGUCUUGUGCCCAGAUGUCUCCCAUAGACGUCUGGGACUCUUGAUCCUGGCACUGCUGGCCCUUACCACCCUACUGGGCAUUGUUCUGGUCCUCACCCACCGGCGCCCACUGUCGGGUCCCGGCCGAGGGCGGCCUGUGUUGCUUCUACACGCGGCGGACUCCGAGGCGCAGCGGCGCCUGGUGGGGGCGCUGGCUGAGCUGCUGCGCGCCGCUCUGGGCGGCGGGCGAGACGUGAUCGUGGACCUGUGGGAGGGGAAGCGCGUGGCGCGUGUGGGCCCGCUGCCGUGGCUGUGGGCUGCAUGGGCGCGUGUGGUGCAGGAGCGGGGCACCGUGCUGCUGCUGUGGAGCGGCGCGGGCCCCGGCCGGGCCCGUGGCUACGACACCAACGCCGCGCCACUGCGCGCCCUGCUCAGCGCCGUCCCGCGUCCGCUGCUGCUACUUGCAUACUUCAGUCGCCUCUGCCCCGAGGGCGACAUCCCCCCACCGCUACGCGCGCUACCACGCUACCGCCUGCUGCGGGACCUGCGGCGCCUACUGCGGGCGCUGGACGCGGCACCCUCGACCAGAGCCACAAACUGGGGCUGCUUCGGGGCCCGGCCGUGCCUCCGGGGUCGCCUGACGCUGUGCCACCGGCUGGAACUUGAGGCCGCGAAACCUGCCGACCGAGGCUGA
Trichechus manatus latirostris (Florida manatee) is the source of this 2028-nucleotide messenger RNA. RefSeq names its product interleukin 17 receptor E (gene IL17RE). Gene Ontology annotation, molecular function: interleukin-17 receptor activity. Lineage: Eukaryota; Metazoa; Chordata; Mammalia; Sirenia; Trichechidae. Bases 16 to 2028 code for a protein of 670 amino acids. The record is from RefSeq and is a predicted model, not a curated record. The transcript is spliced from 16 exons.